GCAUGUCAUAUGCAUUGUGCAUGUGAUGUGCAGGUGACCGUCGACGAGUCUGGACCGUGGAAUUGAAGAUUUACCGCCGAAUAGUAGUCUAACACAGCAGAUUUGUGAUUCUUAUUUUGUAUCAUUUUCUCUUGGCCUGUCGUUAGAAGGAUAGCCAUAACACCUAAGACCCAGCGUAUAUAGGGCUUAAGUUUACAUGUUUAGAGCUUGCGUGUAACCAAGAUGACUGGUUUAACAAGAGUCAUUCAGGCAACCAAUAUUUCGCCAGUUGCAACCGUCCAACAGCUUCAAACGUUGUUUGGUUUUCUUGGAAAGCUAGAAGAUAUUCGACUCUUCCCGAAGGAGGACUCGGUACUACCUGUGACAUCUCGAGUUUGCUUCGUUGUGUAUGAGGAUCCAGCCAGUGUUGGAGUGGCCCAGCAUCUUACUAACACAGUUUUCAUUGACAGAGCCCUUGUAGUAGUUCCAGUACCUGAUGGAAAGAUACCAGAUGAACACCAAGCGUUGCAGUUGACAUCCCAAGGUAAUGCAUCAACAGGUCUCAUGCCAGCUCCAGGAAGUGGAUUGCUGCCCACACCUCCACAACCGCUUAUAUCACAGGUUUCUGAUGUGACUCCACUGAGUGCUUUGUCAGCACCUGUUGCUCCUGCUAUCUUAGGUAUGGAUCCUACAUUUGCUGCUCUUGGGUUACCUCAACCGCCUCCACUCAACAAUGUGGAUCCUACCAAGAUUGAGGAAAUUCGCAGGACUGUUUAUGUUGGGAAUCUAGAUUCUGGAACUGUGACAGCAGAACAAUUGUUAAGCUUCUUCCAACAUGUUGGUGAAGUGAAAUAUGUACGCAUGGCAGGUGAUGAAACUCAACCGACUCGGUUUGCAUUUGUGGAAUUUACUGACACCGGCUCUGUGGCCAAGGCACUGGCGUACAAUGGAGUCAUGUUUGCAGGAAGACCACUUAAGAUAAAUCAUUCCAAUAAUGCUAUUGUCAAGCCACCUGCUAAGACAGCAGAGGUAACUCAGAGAGAGCUGGCCGAAACGAUGAAGCAGGUACGAGAUGCCCAAGCACUCAUUCAGAAAGCCAUUGAACCAGAGGAUUUGGAGAAGGAAAUAGAAAAAGAUGAUAAAAAGAAACGCAGCAAAUCACGUUCUCGCAGCCGUCAUCACUCGCGGUCUCGGUCACGUUCCCGCCGUCGACGCUCACGCUCACCAAGGCGUUCCAGGCGAUCCCGUUCUCGUGGCCGUCGUUCUCGUUCUCGUACCCCUCGGAGACGCUCUCGCACACCCCAGAGAAGAAGAUCACCCCGAAGAUCUCCUAGAAGGUCCCCCCCUCGUCGAAGAUCACGAUCUCGCACUCCACGACGUAGAAAGAGUAGAGAACGAUCACGCAGCAGAGAUAGGCGGUCAAGAUCAAGAGACCGCCGUCAUCGCUCUAGAACUCCACCUCGGAGCUAUCGUGCAUCAAGGUCUUCACGUAGCCGAAGCAGAAGUCCAGCUGCUCCAUCCCGUUCAAGGCGCCGCACCAAGUCUCCAUCCCGAUCACGUUCAAAAUCUGCAUCUAAAUCACCAUCACGGUCAAGGUCGGGCUCCCCAAGAAGAAGCAAGCACAAGAAAGAUAAGAAGAGUAGAGAGCGUGAAAGAAGUAGGGAACGUGACAGUCGCAGCAGUAGAAAACACAAGAAAGACAAAGAUCGGGAUCGGGAAAGAGAGCGCAAAAGAGACAGAAGUCGGGAAAGAGGACAUGAUCGUAGUCGAGACAAAGAUCGUGGUGGGGAGCAUAAGGACCGAGAUAAAAAAGAUACCAAAGUUAAACGAGAUUAUGAUGAAGAAGAAAAAGGAUAUGACAGUGACAAGGCAAAGGGAACAACAUCAUCAAGUGGAGGUGAGGAGGAUUCAGGAGGCAUGAAGAUUCAGGUAGUGAUGGGUGAGGGGAGUCGUACAGGAACAGCAUUGGAUGUUGAUACCAAUGUCCAAGAUAUGGAUAUGGACAUGGAAUCUGACUAAGUGAUACUUCCACUUUAUGCCUGGAUUUAGUAUUUAGAUGUUACUUGUGUAGUGGUAUGCAUGUACUUAUACCUUCUGACAACAGUUUUUCGGUAUUAAAAAUCUGCUUUUUAUCUUUUAAAUAGCCAAUUUUUGAAGAAAUGUUCUUUGCGUCACUUUUGUAAGCACUAUAUGGUGAUAAUGUAGAGAGUAAUAACUUAUAAACAUGUAGGUAGAUUAGAUGCUUAUUUGAUGUGCAAAGUGAGGCCUGCAGGGUGCUUCCUUGCUGAACACACAAACCUAUAGGAAAACGCAAUAUUUUGUGCAGCUUGGAUGCGUCGCAUCAUCAAAACCAAUCAGUACUUGUAUAGAGGUUUUUCACUUGAUGUAACCUGACAGUUAAAGGCGUUGCAGGAAGCAUACCAUGUUUAUGGAGGUGCAUGUAUUUUUGAAUCUCUGUAUUUCUAUUACCAGUUUCAUGUACGCCAGAAUGUUGAAAGACUAAAAAGGUGCACACGUUUCCGUGCACAUUAUGUAAAUUGAAUGCUCACCGUCAAAAAUCAUGUGACUGAAAACCUCUAUAUGAACUUUUUUUUCACCUCUGUAAAGAACUUCAACAUGUGUGCAUACAAAGUAGGUGCAACAUAUAAAUUUUGCUUAUGCUUUUUAAUGAUAGAAAAAUGCACUUAUGAGUUUUCUAAAAAUUUUGUUCUUGCAUUUUGCAGCUACAGUACAGCUCAAAAGUUUCUCUGAAAACUCGCAAGGGGCCUCAUUGAACUCGCAAGGGCCCUCAGUAAACACUCGCGAGUUUGCAAGCAAUAAAUGAGUGAAGUUCGAGACGAGUACACGUGUACUACCCGCAAGGGCAAUCCCUUGCCUCGUAACUCGCUCAUGAGGAGUAGAUUUGUCACUCAUUAUUUUGCGAGGACCCUCGUACUUGUUAAGAAAUUCCCUCGCUCGUACACACUCAUUGCUCGCAAGUGUCAGGAGAAACUUUUGGGCUGUACUAUACAUCUCUUCUCAAAAGUCGUACAUCAUUACGUUCUGCAAAUUUUAAUGUGAAUUUCAAAAAUAUCUUUGAUCAGGAUGGUGCCAAACUUUUUCCACUCCGGGAAUGGAGAGUUUGUUCUCUCAUAAUUUAAAAAUGGCUCUGUGGCCAAGGCUGAAUAAAUUGACUUCUUUCAUUUGAGGCAGCAGAAGUUAGGUGAUGCCUCCAGGAGUUUCAGCCAACUCACUGGAUGUUGGCAAGGGCAAGGUUCAAGGUGACCCACUCCUUAGGGGCAAGUUUGAUUCAGGUGGGCAUAAAAAAUUUCUCUAAAGAACUGAAAUGGCUCUCUAUAUGUGAUUGGACCUUACGAUGGUUUUGUCCUAAAGUUAAUACACAGGUUUGGAUUCCUUAUCCAAAGGCCCAAGGGUCACCACUUUUUCCAGUCUUAGUUACUGUGCGAGGUAUGUUUCGCCUUGGGUGUUAUCUAUCCCUCAGGUUUUCAAAAUGUCAUAUCCCAUGUCGCAGCGGUCAACAAUUAUUAAAUGGUGUGCAUAUUUGUCCCACAUACUACAAGGUACAUGUACAUGUAGGUGGGACACAGAUGCACUACACUGAUGUGUCUGUAUUGCACUAAUGCGUUUGUGGGACACAGACACAUCAAUAAACUUGAUGCACAUGGUGGGAGUACAUAUGUAUAUCCUCAUUUAAACAUGUGACAAUCAGCAUGGGAUGCAAACAUGUCACUUUUGAAUUUAUUUUAAAUUCUACAGCUGUACAUUUGGAGUAAGUAUAAAAUAGCAUAAUGCAUGGGUAUAGAACAAUACUUACCUUCAUACGAGAGGUGUGAUGGACCAUGCAGUAGAGUAUGUCACAUACUGUUUGUUGAAGUGGUGCAGCUAAUCAGAAUUGAGGAUUUCAAGUUUGCUUGAACAUAAGCACUGUUCUUGUUACACUCCAGUUCUGGGUGCAUUUUACUCACUUUUUGUCAUGCUUUUAAGAUGGGAAGGUUCGCUUACUGUGUAAAUACUGUGUAUGACACUGUGGUCUUUGUGACACAGUUGCUAUAAAACUUGCUACACUGCAUAAAACAAUGUUUUUGGUGGAAAUUAAAUUAGUUGCAGCAUGGAGAGAAGCAAUAAUUGUGCAGUAUGUAGUAAGCACAGCCACCGACUCUGUAAUUCAACUUUUUUGGUGACAUUUAAUUAAAGCUCUAUAAUUCAACGAUUACUGGUAUGUGUAAUACCUUGUGACUUCAAGAUUUAUUCAAACCCAAGAGGAAAAUACAAAUUUGAUCUGUUCUAGAAAGGGGAUAGGCAUUGGGCAUUAUUUGAUGCUUGGAUGCAGUGUGCACAAACAUGUCCAUAUAUUUUAUGUUCAUGUAGAUAUAGGUCAUGGUAUAAAUAAAGGGGUCCACGUGGGGACACAGGCCAGAAAAUGAGAACUAUUAUCUGCCUCUUGUAGUGAGCUGAUUUAUGCUUUAUACCACAUAAAGGUUACACAUAUAACAGAGUAGUGUAUACUGUAGCAGGGGUGAAACAUUUGAGGAACAAUGUUUUGCUAGGACUAGCUUUCACUGUUACAAAUCCAAGAGACACAAUGGCAUGCACCACCAUACACAACCAUUAAUGAAGUAAAAUGGCUUGAUUCUUAAUAGACUCUCCCUUUUCGAUUACUGCAGAAUAUGAUGUCUCCAAAUAUAAGGUAUUUGGUUAAAAGUAUGAUGGUUUGAACUGAAUUUUUUUCUGGUUUUUCAUGCCAUAAACUGGUUCAUGAAAAGUUGCUGGUUGACACUAUACUGCUGCCGGUUUGAAGAGGUGUUACUACAAAAUUUGCUGUAACUCAUUUAUAAAUGGAGAACAAAUUAUUCUUUAAACAUGGUACACCAUACAUAUGAGAACCAAGCACAGUUAAAAUCUAGUUAUUUUUGCCCCACUUUUUUCUCAAAAUGACAGGUUUACAGCUAAAUGCCGUUUGUCCAAAAAAGAAAAAGAUAAGCUUAUAACUUUUUUCCUAAAAGUAAUGACUAUCUUUAAUCAUCUCACAAUAAUAAACUUAAGUGCACAGUUUACUAAACAAUUCAAAAUUUACUAUUGUGGGUGUUGUCCCACUGGACCCAUGUAGAACAACCCAUUUACAUGUACAUGUGUAGUAGUACAUGUAGUAUCUACAGUUCAGUUUGCAUGUACAUAUGUACUUCAAAUUUCAGCCCAUGUAACAUUUAAUACAGUAUUGCCUAAAAUCAUUUCUUAAAUUUUGUUUUUAAUUCAACUAGCUCCUCUUUGGCUUUAUGUAUGUUGCAGAUUAUGCGCCUUAUGUAAUAUUUAAGAAAUGAGAAUAUGAAACUAAAAUGUGUGAUUUCCUAGGUUUGCAUGUUGCAUUUUCUAAAAGCAGUGUUUGCUCUGUUAACAGGCCGUUUAAUCACAUUUCAAUAUUGAACUGUUUUAAAAGUUUGUAGUAAACAUUAAAAGUUAAAGUUGUAGCUUUCUUUCGUUUCUCUUUUAUGUUGUAUUCAGAUGUAUCUUUGAUCAGGUAAAAUACAUUCAUGUAGGCAGUCAUGUAGGAAUUCUGAACAGUAAUGUUUUAAGAGUACAUUAUAAUUGGCACAGGCAUUGAUUAGCAUUGUUCAAAAUUUCUUGGGUUUACAGAAUGGAAAAAACAAUGACUUAAUCCUUAAAAUCACAAUUAUAAACAGUGGCACUCAGAUUCUUUGGGUAAUUUAUCAGAUUUUACCUGCAGUUGUGAGUAGUGAUGAGCAACUUCUAUUGACUGCAAAACAAAACCUCAAACCCUUCACAAACUUGGCCUUAUUCAGUGGUGGUGAGACGAACUGUAAUCCCAAUGGAAGUGUUCAUUUAUAUGCCAUUCAUACAUACCGGUACCUGAAAUUUACAAAUACCCAAUCCUAUAUGGUCAAGAGCCCAUCAUGUGAGUGGUUCUCGACGGAUGAUAAAAUUUUGACUCAUUUUAUGGACUCAAA
Molecule: messenger RNA, 5942 nt
Organism: Acanthaster planci (crown-of-thorns starfish)
Lineage: Eukaryota; Metazoa; Echinodermata; Asteroidea; Valvatida; Acanthasteridae
Molecular function (GO): RNA binding
Source: RefSeq, a predicted model, not a curated record